AAAACCCACAGGGGAUUCACAAAGGCUUCUUGGAAAAGUGACGUGAGGACCGUGGAAUCCGUACGAGGAAGGGUAUGCGGGGAGGAACCAGUGCAAUGAAAGGCUGAGUGGAGGGAAAACGUAGGGUACGAUCUGGAGUGAAAAAAGCAGGAAACAGGCUCCGAGACUACGUCUGGCAGCUGGCUGCAACCUGCGACGCGCCUUACAGUGGGUGUCAGAAGUCGGCUGCUUUCCCAGGGCUCUGUUGCCCAGGUGCGGAGAGAGGGCGAGGGACGCCCGCCCCCACCCCCGCACGCACAGGUGCGGUGUUUCUCGAGCCUGGGUGGAAGCUGGCGCCCUCCCCCGCCCACCAAGGGCUGGACUGCACACCAGGGCCCCAGUCCCCACCCUGCCCCGGGUGUCCGCCCAGCCCCGGGUGAAGAGUUGGGGACCUGGGAUGGGAUGAGUAACCGUUGGCUGCGGGCCGCGCAGCGGGGCGGGAGCGCGCCGAGCUCUAGUCGUGCAAAUCCGGCCGGAGGCCUGGGGUCGUGCCCUCGGCCGGGCGGGGCGGCACUGAGUGCGAUAAAAGGGCCGUACCGCGUCGGGCCGGGCCGCGGUCUCCACGUCUCCACUCCCGGCUGCAGCGCGCCUCGCGGGUGCGCGGGCGGCUCAGGGGCAGGAGGACCCAGGACCUCCGGGCGACGGGAUGGCGGCGGCAGCGGCGUGCGCACCCCCAGCCAGGCCCAGCCUGACCUCCAUCUCGUCCGGGGAGCUGCGCAGCCUGUGGACCUGCGACUGCGAGAUGGCCCUGCUGCCGGUGGCCCAGCUCCUGCGCCUGCUGCCCGGCGCCCUCCAGCUGCGCGGCGACCAGCUCACGGUGCUCGGGCCCGAAGAGCCAGCGGCCGCGUUCGGGGGCUUCAACGUCUUCGGCGACGGCCUCGUGAGCCUGGACGGGCAGCUCUGCCGCCUCAGCCGCUACAUCAAGAGGUUGGGCAGUUGUUGGCAACAGUACCAGUUUCUGUUUGCCUUGUCUGUCAUCUUUGGAGUUGGCUGUACCCCUGCGUGUACUUUCCACUUUUCAUAAUGAGUUGGGGCCUAGAGCGAUGGACUCCAGGGACUUUUUCAUCUUUGAAGCCACCACAUUCCUGCCUGAGAUAUGUGGAACUGACCAACUACUGCGAUUAUAAAGACUACCGGGAAAUGAUACUGAGUAAACCGAUGCUGUUCUUUAUUAAUGUACAGACCAGAAAAGACACCUCAAAAGAAAGAACAUAUGCCUUCCUUGUGAACACGAGGCACCCCAAGAUAAGAAGACAGAUAGAGCAAGGGAUGGACAUGGUCAUUUCCUCAGUGAUUGGAGAAAGCUACCGGCUCCAGUUUGAUUUUCAAGAGGCAGUGAAGAAUUUUUUCCCUUUGGGAAAUGAAGUGGUUAAUGGAGAAAAUUUGAGCUUUGCCUAUGAGUUCAAAGCCGAUGCACUAUUUGAUUUCUUCUAUUGGCUUGGGCUCAGCAAUUCCACUGUACAAGUGAAUGGAAAAGUUCUGAAUUUGUCAAGUUCAAGUCCAGAAAAGAAGGAGACAAUUAAACUAUUUCUGGAAAAAAUGAGUGAAUCACUGAUCCGAAGGAGCAGUUUCUCUGACCGAAAAUUCAGUGUAACUUCCAGAGGUUCAAUAGAUGAGGUUUUUAACUGCAGUCUGUCACCAAGAUCAUCUUUGAUGGAGCCCCUUUUGGCAGAAUUACCAUUUCCAAGCGUUCUGGAAUCUGAAGAGGCACCUAACCAGUUUCUCUGAUUGGACAGGACCUGUUCUAGUUCCUCCUGCACUCCAGGCUUACUGAAGGUUGAGGGGAGUUGGGGGGUGGGAUGAGCUGGGGGUCAGGCCUUCCACCCACUGGUCCACCCUUUGCUCCUUGGAGUGCUCCUUCCCUGUUCUGUGGGUGCCUCCCCAGCAGGCCCCACGCAGCUGACUUCAGGAUGGGAGGGCCCUGGCCUCAUGACUGGACAGCCCCUCCUUUGAGCACUUCUCCAAAGAGGCAGAGAGACUGGCAGGGUCCUGAGUACUUCAUGUGCGACCUUGGCACCCUGGGAGUUUCCCUGGCAACUUCUGUGGGACCAGUCUGACUUGGGUGUUGACCAUGAUGCUUCGUAAAUUGGGGUUUGGUCCUCUGCUUGAGACACCCUUGUCUGAACCCAAACUCAAGCCAGCUCAGGGUGAGCUGUGCUAUUCUCUUGCAAACCUGGCUGGCAAAAAGCCUAUGACAACGUUCACUGGAAGACACAUGUGUUUCUCAUCCUGCCUUUAGCAGAAGCAUUCCAGGUAAGGUUUGCUGGGGGGUUGACCAGCUUGGUAGGAUGGCACCCCCGCCACUCACUGCCUAAAAUUUGAACUUCCUUGGCCUCCCUCUUAACAAAGUGUAGAAAGAGGCCAGGGGAUGUGCACACAGUGACAGGAGGAGGAUCAUGAUCAUGGCAGUGUCCUCUUGACUGAAAGCACAUUAUAUCAGUUGGGUAGUUUUUUACUUUCUUAUUGAAUUUAUUGGGGUCACAUUAGUUAAUAAAAUUAUAUAGGUUUCAGGGGUAUAAUUCUACAAUACAUCACCUGUAUAUUGUAUUGAGUGUUUACCACCCCGAGUCAAGUCUCCUUCUAUCACCAUUUAUGCCCCCACACCAGUUGUUUAUUUUAAAUAAGCUUUUAGCAACCCUAACACUAAAAGCAAAAUUGAAAAAAGCUAUACAACAUUACCACAAUACAUUGUUACAUCAAUGCAUUUUUUACCUCAGAGCUACAAUGGGAUUCUUCAAAAAGAAAAAAAAUUUUAUCUAUAUAUAAAACCUGCAUGAAUGAAUCACUCCAUAUGCUUAUAAUGAGGAAGACUUCUGGGCUCUGAGUAUAAUUUUUAUAACAUUUAAAAAUUUUUCAUGUAUUUUGAUAGCACUACCAAUUGUCUUUUAUAUUUGAAAUGUUAUGUACUACCUUUGUGCAAUUAAAUUUUUCUUAUCGUUCAACACAGAAUUGAUUAAAUUUGUAACCAAGUA
Phyllostomus hastatus (greater spear-nosed bat) is the source of this 3011-nucleotide messenger RNA. It is a transcript of the gene MEDAG, whose product is annotated as mesenteric estrogen dependent adipogenesis. The transcript has 6 exons. The coding region runs from base 442 to 1767 and encodes 441 amino acids. Lineage: Eukaryota; Metazoa; Chordata; Mammalia; Chiroptera; Phyllostomidae. Gene Ontology annotation, cellular component: cytoplasm. The record is from RefSeq and is a predicted model, not a curated record.